Bipolaris victoriae FI3 is the source of this 1266-nucleotide messenger RNA. RefSeq lists its product as hypothetical. The transcript has a single exon. The record is from RefSeq and is a predicted model, not a curated record. The annotation marks the transcript as partial. Lineage: Eukaryota; Fungi; Ascomycota; Dothideomycetes; Pleosporales; Pleosporaceae.
GACCAUACUUCUUCUAAUGCAUCUUUUGAGCUGGCUUCCAUGUGGCUGAGAGACUGCGUUCAAUCACACUCGCGAUGUAAUUCCUAUAAAGAUGGCACGCCAUGGUAUCCAACGCGUCUUUUGCAUCUAGUUGAUUCUGAUGGAAAGGAGGGCUACGUACGGCUCAUACACACAGCCGAGAUGUCACCCGAUGAACAUUAUGCUACUUUGAGUCACCGCUGGGGCAGUACAAGACCUCUCCAACUUACAAAGUCAGCGGCGUCCGAUCCAAACCACCGCUUUUUGGUGGCUGAGAUGCCCAAAACGUUCCAGGAGGCCAUCCAGGCGUCCAAAAGACUUGGGAUUCAAUACCUAUGGAUAGAUUCCUUAUGCAUCAUCCAAGAGGGAGACAAUCUUCGUGAUUGGUAUCAUGAAGCAAGUCUGAUGGACAAGGUAUACAUGCAUUCCCAUCUCAACAUUGCUGCAGCAGAUGCAGAUAACGGCACAAAAGGACUUUUUCGACAGCAUCCCCCAUUACCUCUAGGUCGUCAGCGUGUUGCAGUCAAUACAAAAGAUAUGAAACCAGGACCACAUUACGCUAACUAUCUAAUGACGGACUGGAUGCUGUGCGGUCGCAACCUGGACAACUCUCCUCUUCACAACCGUGGCUGGGUUUUUCAAGAACGCUUCCUGGCCCCGCGCAACCUGCAUUUCUGUCGUGAUCAGCUUUUCUUCGAAUGCAACGAGCACACCGCAUGCGAGACAUUUCCCAAAGGACUCCCCGGUCUUAGAAAGCAUCAUGGGCACAAGCCCAUAAAGUCCAUGCUUUGGAAACAAGAAGAUCUUUCUGCGUUAUCUGAUAGAAAUAGAGAGCACUUAAGAACCUUUUGGUAUAGUCACGUUAUUUCCAUGUAUUCUAUUAUGGACUUGUCUGUUUCAACGGAUAAGUUGAUAGCCCUUUCUGGUGUAGCCAAGCUCUUUAUGGCUCGUCUUGAAGAUACAUACGUAGCGGGUAUGUGGCGUAGUCAGUUGGAAGACUCGCUGUUGUGGAGCGUUGUACCUCGCGACUUAUUGCCUCGUCCAUUAGUUUAUCGAUCACCAACUUGGUCUUGGGCGUCAGUAGAUGGACACAUACAAUCAAGUCUGCUUGAGGAGGGUCGAGAACUACUCAUACACGUGGAGGAUGUCGCACUAUUUUAUGCAACCGAGGAUACUACGGGGGCAAUCACCAGAGGUUGGCUAGACCUACGCGGGACCCUCAAACCAGCGAGGUUGCGUAAACUCGAA